This is a messenger RNA of Caenorhabditis remanei, 639 nucleotides long. RefSeq lists its product as uncharacterized. The transcript has 4 exons. Bases 1 to 639 code for a protein of 212 amino acids. The record is from RefSeq and is a predicted model, not a curated record. NCBI's taxonomy places the organism in Eukaryota, Metazoa, Nematoda, Chromadorea, Rhabditida, Rhabditidae.
AUGUUGAUUCGAGUGUUCAUUUCUAAAAAUCAAUACAGAAAAUUCGUUUUAUUCUACAAAUCGGAAUGUGUGUUCUCUAAUUUCUAUCCAGUCGAAUUCACCGCCUCACCAAUUCAAGAAAACAACUCUAGAAUUGAAAAAGUUCUCACUUUCAACUGCAGUGAGCAGUACUUCAUGUAUCAUAAGGCUCUUCUGGUUGGUGACGAGGGGAUAGCUGAGAAAAUUAUGAAUGAAACAGAUCCGAAGAAGAUGAAAGUGUGGGGAAGACGACUGGAAAUGAGUGAGCAACACUUGCAACAAUGGUCGAAAAUGUCUCGUGAGAUUAUGUACUGCGCAUGUCUUGCGAAGUUUUCGAAAGAUGCAUCUUGUCGGAAAACAAUGUUCCGAACUCAUGGAAUGAAACUUGUGGAGGCAUCACCAGGGGAUAGAAUAUGGGGAAUUGGUCUUGACAAGAAUGACAAAAGAUGUGAAGAUGAGAGAACUUGGAGAGGAACGAAUUGGUUGGGAGAGAUUUUGGAUAGAGUACGAGACGAAUUAUGGGAAAGAAAAGAAUUCAAGAAUGAGAGGGAAUUGAUUCAGAAGGAAAGUCUCGAGACAAGAUGUCAAUUGUUGGAGCAAUUUGCAUCUGGAGCCGCCUGA